AACAAAAUGUUUACAAUCAAACCGCCGAUCGCUCUCGGUGAGUUUUUCCGGAUUUUCUCUAAUUUCCGGUAUCCUCCGAUAUUCUAGUCCAACACUUAGGAUUCUGCAAUGAAUCCCGAGUCCGCUCGAGCCAUGCCGGCCAUCGCAAAAGUGUUCCUGUCGCGGGAGGAAAUACUGGCCAGUAAAAUGUACACCUGUGCGAUCGGUAACUGCGGCGAAGUGUUCCGGAAUGCGGCCCACCUGCAGCUGCACGUCGUGCGACGCCACAAGCUGGAGCGGAAUCGAGAUCGGCCACCGGAGGGGAGCCAGUACUUCUACUGUCCAUCGCUACACUGUCCCUACCAUCAGAAACCCCUCGAAGAAGCGAACGGAGCACGGCAUUUUCUCUCGUUCCGGAGCUUAAAGCAACACUUUCUCAAGGUCCACGAAGAACGGACGGUCGUUUGUACGCGGUGUGAGAAAACGUUUGCCACGGAAAGCUACCUUCGACACCACCUGCAGUCCUGUGGUCGAACCUUCACCUGCGACCAAUGCUCGGCCAGUUACGGUUCCCGGGAGGCUUUGCUUACGCAUGCUCGCCGUAAAGGUCACGAUUACCAAAACUUGGUAGCAGCAGGGGCGUCUCGACAAGCUAGGAAACGUCCAAAAUCUCCGACCACCACAGGAGGGACCAUAAGUGUCGCAGUUCAAACGGUGAACAAUCUUACGGAUCGAGGCACACAGACAACUCAGUCGCGCAGAUCUGAACAGGCUCUCUAUAACUAUGACCAGCCACCAGCAGCAUCCGUGAAUGCUGCAGUCACUGCAACUGAUCUCUACUCGGUCGAACCAACCGGUCGGCCACUGUUCUCGGUUUCACUGAUGGGUAUCGCUCCACCGAGCGACAACGAGACUUCCACACCCGUAGUCUGUACCGAGACGCAAACUGAUUUUAUCGAUGUUAUGCUGACGAGUGGUAUCAAUCGGCAUGAUCCGAUGCUUUCCUAUACGCAUAUGUGCACGCAAACCUCAGACAUGCCAGCUGGACUACUGACCGAUCUUGGCCUCUCGACGAUCGAAACACAAACCUGCUGGAGCGAGGACGGUACGGGUGAAUCGUUUGGCGAUUUUCUCGUUUCGACCGAAACGCAAACCAAUUUCGAUAUCGACAGCUUCAGCUGCACCAACAGCAACGACGGCGACUAUACGAGAGCGACCACUGGUGGAGAUGGAACCGAAUCGGAACAGCCGAUCAGUAACUGCAAGCAGACUCAAGCACCGGAAAAGCCUGUCUCACAAUUUCCACACCUCGAAUGGAAACGAUUUUCUUAACAAUCAGGGCUCAACUAAAUCAGGGUUGUCUCUCGAGGUGAUUCACGUGAUAGCGGUAGAUGGCCGGUAGUUAAAAUAAAAAGAAAAUGAAUUCUCACAACUACAAAUUGGAGAACGUAGAGAGAACCGAAGAAACCGUUAACGGUAGCCCUGACUCGUGAAUCUGAAGGUGUACACGCAAGUCCAAAAAUCCAAAACGGUUUGACAGGGUGUAAUUCCGGAACUUCCAGGAAUAGCUAUUGACCGCUUCGAACCGGAGCAACGGCAGCAAGCUUCUGCCUUCUUCCUGUCCCAUUGCCACACCGAUCACAUGCGA
Molecule: messenger RNA, 1627 nt
Organism: Anopheles darlingi
Lineage: Eukaryota; Metazoa; Arthropoda; Insecta; Diptera; Culicidae
Product: ATM interactor-like
Exons: 2
Coding region: 109-1311 (400 amino acids)
Biological process (GO): regulation of transcription by RNA polymerase II
Cellular component (GO): nucleus
Molecular function (GO): DNA-binding transcription factor activity, RNA polymerase II-specific; transcription cis-regulatory region binding
Source: RefSeq, a predicted model, not a curated record